CGGCUGGGCCUCCUCGCUGUGACGACGUGUCGCUCUGGCGGCCCGGGGGCGGGGGCGGCCGAGAGGCGGAGGGGAGCAGCGGCUUCCUCGUGGGCUCCCCGAGACUCGGGGCCGUGCUUCCAGCCACCUUGCCUUGGAGCGGGCCCCGGCAUCCCGGGCAGAUGUCUGCAGUGCCCCUCAGCUGCCCCGUCGGGGGCUGGUGCCGGGCGUGACACCCGCCACCCGGGAGCCUGGCACCUUGACACGCUGAGCGCGGAGACAAACCGCGCCGUGACUUUCCGGCUGAUUCUUUUGUCUGACAGCCGUCAGAGUGUGGUUUCCCUUAAUAUGGCUCCAGUUCUACAGAUUAUCAAGGAAUCCCAGCAACAGCACGGUUUACGACAUGGAGAUUUUCAGAGGUACAGGGGAUACUGUUCUCGCAGACAAAGACGACUUCGGAAAACACUCAACUUUAAGAUGGGAAACAGACACAAAUUCACAGGGAAAAAAGUGACUGAAGAUCUUCUGACUGAUAAUAGAUAUUUGCUUCUGAUUUUGAUGGAUGCAGAAAGAGCCUGGAGCUACGCUAUGCAGCUGAAGCAGGAAGCCAAUACUGAACCACGAAAACGGUUCCACUUACUGUCUCGCCUGCGCAAAGCUGUGAAACAUGCGGAAGAAUUGGAACGCUUGUGUGAGAGCAAUCGUGUGGAUGCCAAGACCAAGUUGGAGGCUCAGGCUUACACAGCUUAUCUCUCAGGAAUGCUGCGCUUUGAGCAUCAAGAAUGGAAAGCUGCCAUUGAGGCAUUUAAUAAAUGCAAAACUAUCUACGAGAAACUCGCCAGUGCUUUUACAGAAGAGCAGGCCGUGCUGUACAGCCAGCGUGUAGAAGAGAUAUCCCCCAACAUCCGCUAUUGUGCUUAUAACAUUGGGGACCAGUCAGCUAUCAAUGAACUCAUGCAGAUGAGAUUGAGGUCUGGGGGCACUGAGGGUCUCCUGGCUGAAAAAUUGGAGGCUUUGAUCACUCAAACUCGAGCCAAGCAGGCAGCUACUAUGAGUGAAGUUGAAUGGAGAGGGAGAACAGUUCCCGUGAAGAUUGACAAAGUGAGGAUCUUUUUAUUGGGGCUGGCUGAUAAUGAAGCAGCUAUUGCUCAGGCUGAAAGUGAAGAAACCAAGGAGCGUCUCUUUGAAUCCAUGCUCAGCGAGUGUCGGGAUGCUAUCCAGGCUGUUCGGGAAGAGCUCAAGCCAGACCAGAAGCAGAGAGAUUAUAGUCUUGAAGGGGAGUCGGGGAAGGUAUCUAAUCUUCAGUACUUGCACAGCUACCUGACUUACAUCAAGCUGUCGACGGCAAUCAAGCGCAACGAGAACAUGGCUAAAGGCCUGCAGAAGGCUCUGCUGCAGCAGCAGCCAGACGAUGACAGCAAGCGCUCGCCCCGGCCACAGGACCUGAUCCGGCUCUACGACAUCAUCCUGCAGAAUCUGGUAGAAUUGCUCCAGCUUCCUGGCUUGGAGGAGGACAGAGCCUUCCAGAGGGAGCUAGGCCUCAAGACCCUUGUGUACAAGGCUUACAGGUGUUUUUUCAUUGCUCAGUCCUACGUGUUGGUAAAGAAGUGGAGUGAAGCCCUGGUCUUAUAUGACCGAGUCCUAAAAUAUGCUAAUGAAGUCAGUUCUGAUUCAGGAGCUUUCAAGAGCAGCCUAAAGGACCUACCUGACAUGCAAGAGCUCAUCACGCAAGUGAAGUCGGAGAAGUGUUCCUUGCAGGCGGCGGCCAUCUUGGAUGCGAGUGACUUCCAUCAAACAGAGACUUCCUCCCAAGUCAAGGACAACAAGCCUCUGGUUGAACGGUUUGAAACAUUCUGCCUGGACCCUUCCCUGGUCACUAAGCAAGCCAGCCUCGUGCACUUCCCCCCGGUGUUCCAGCCCAUCCCCUGCAAGCCUCUGUUCUUUGACUUGGCCCUCAACCACGUGGCUUUCCCACCUCUUGAGGACAAGUUGGAACAGAAGACCAAGAGUGGCCUCACCGGAUACAUCAAGGGCAUCUUUGGAUUCAGGAGCUAACUGGCUAACUGGGCUCUUCCUUGGGGGCAGGGGGAGUUUCUGACUCCUAAUCUGUAUCGUGAGAAAACUCCAUCAAGUUCCAUGACAUUAAACCCAGGUCUGCACUGGCCCAGGGCAGGAACACAACAUCCUCAGCCCUGCGUCCCUGUGUCUUGUGUGUUUGUGCACUUGCAUUCGUAACCCAUGUGCCAGAAAGGUAGCUUGGCAUCUGGCAUCUGUGUGUACCUCCUGAGGGAGGGCCACCGCUGUCUGGCCUUGCGCGCACCGUGCUGGACUGACUGCUUUUGGCCAGUAGUAUGUUCAAGGUCCCCACCAGGCACAGAUGGGGGCUCAGGCUGUUUCAUGGUGUUUGGUGGAGGCCCCUGGAUCUGAAGUGAGACCACCCUCACUAGGAGCAUCUGAAUCCCAUGUAAAGUGGGUCUGUGAUUAGGGACACUGGCCGUGUCUCCCCAGAAUGACAGCCACCCUUACUCCCCUUCGCCUCCAAUUGAAAGUUCAGUUUCAGAACAAGCAAAGAACUCUAUUUUUAGAAGAAAAUGUCACAUGGUUUAAAAAAAAGAAAAAAUCUUAUAUUAAAAGGCAAAGAUACUUGA
Erinaceus europaeus (western European hedgehog) is the source of this 2627-nucleotide messenger RNA. RefSeq names its product signal recognition particle 68 (gene SRP68). Gene Ontology annotation, biological process: SRP-dependent cotranslational protein targeting to membrane. Gene Ontology annotation, molecular function: endoplasmic reticulum signal sequence receptor activity; 7S RNA binding; signal recognition particle binding. The record is from RefSeq and is a predicted model, not a curated record. The transcript is spliced from 16 exons. Gene Ontology annotation, cellular component: signal recognition particle, endoplasmic reticulum targeting. NCBI's taxonomy places the organism in Eukaryota, Metazoa, Chordata, Mammalia, Eulipotyphla, Erinaceidae. The coding region runs from base 328 to 2034 and encodes 568 amino acids.